AUGCUACGGGCUCUUCGAGCCAAAUCCGAGGAAGAGGGUUGCCGGAUCCUCAAGACCGUUUCCAGACCAGGCCUUUUUUCCUCACGAGUCUCCGGCAAUGUCAUCAAGAAAGGCUACGACUCAAAUUUCUUGAGAAGUGAGAUGAUUGUUAGUACAAUCUUACAAAAACUUGAUGAAUAUUCCAAGCAAUGGAAAACACCCAACUAUUAUGCACCAUACGCUGCACUAAUUGGCCCUUCAAUGUGUGGGAAAACCCGGCUGCUCAUGGAGAUGUUGCAGCAUAUUUGCGUGAUUCUCAUCUGUCUUCGACCCACAGAUUCCACAGGCUACCCGCCUAGGUCGGCGCUUGCUGACACUCUGCUAAAGAAAGAUGCGGGAAAUAGUGAGACGUAUUAUAGCUCUGUUCUUGCUGCUAUCUUCCAAGUUGUCGCCGAUUUUUUCAACCGUCAGAAUCGCGACAUGAUCAAGGAAGGAAGGUUUAUGACAAAGCAAGAAAGGUUGAAGGAGUGGAAUGACUACACCGAAGUGGCGAGCUUGGGAUCACUCGAUAGGACCAGACGAACCCAAGAAGCAUUCAAGAAGGAUGUUGAAGCGGAAUUGAAGAAAUCUCCUGACACCACGCUUCAUGAAGCAGUCAGAGCGAUGAGUGAAUCUACGGAAUUCAUUACAAACCCAGACUAG
This is a messenger RNA of Puccinia graminis f. sp. tritici CRL 75-36-700-3, 681 nucleotides long. RefSeq lists its product as uncharacterized. The transcript has a single exon. The record is from RefSeq and is a predicted model, not a curated record. Bases 1 to 681 code for a protein of 226 amino acids. Lineage: Eukaryota; Fungi; Basidiomycota; Pucciniomycetes; Pucciniales; Pucciniaceae.